CGCCAUUGCUAUUGUUUGUGGUAUAUCAUGCAGAGAGUUCCAGAGAAAUUGGGAGGGCUGAGGGGAUACGACGAAAUCAAGAGACAAUUACACAACGCAGUCUAUAAUUCCUUGAAGAUAGCUGAAUUCGAAACUUCAUGGGCGGAACUGAUCAAGCGGCACACACUGGGGGAUAAUAGAUGGCUUCAGACAUUGUAUGAAGAUCGGCAGAUGUGGGUGCCAGUGUACGUAAAAGACACAGUUUUCGCAGGAAUGAUCCCUAUCCGAGAAAACAAGAGCUUGACGCCAUUUUUUGAUGGUUAUGUACAUAAGCAUACGUCGUUUAAGGAAUUUGUUGAUAAGUACGAUUUUAUCGCUGCAUAGGAAGCGCGUCAAAGAGGUGGCAGCGGAUGUGGAGUCGAGAAGUUCAAUUGUUGAACUAAAAACGAGAUGUAAUUUCGGAGAACAGCUACGGAAGGUAUAUACGAAGGAAAUUUUCCGGAGGUUCCAGUUGGAGGUUGAGGGCAUGUACUCCUGUUUCAACACAAGGCAGGUGAAUGUGAACGGGCCUAUACCGACCCACAUAGUCAAGGAACGGGUUGAAGUUGAAGGAAACGAGAAGGAAGUCAGAUGCUAUGAGGUUUUGUACGAAACAACACAGGUCAAUAUCCGAUGCAUCUGCAGUUUGUUCAACUACAAAGGUUAUCUAUGCAGGCAUACGUUGAACGUUCUUAAUUAUAACGGCGUGGAAGAAGUCCCAUCGUGCUACAUUCUGCCGCGUUGGAGUAAAGAUUUCAAGUGCAGAAGAAGGGGCACAAUCGGAAGAACAUUAUAAGACUACCUUACAAGCAUUGGUGGAGUUAUUAAACAAGCUUCAUCUUGUAGAGGAUAACCAAGUGUAACAUACAACGGUAUGUAGAAAUAUCCUCUUUAAAGAUGACUGCUGUUUCUUUUGAA
Messenger RNA from Pyrus x bretschneideri (Chinese white pear), 936 nucleotides. RefSeq names its product protein FAR1-RELATED SEQUENCE 6-like. Gene Ontology annotation, molecular function: zinc ion binding. Gene Ontology annotation, biological process: regulation of DNA-templated transcription. The transcript is spliced from 2 exons. The record is from RefSeq and is a predicted model, not a curated record. Lineage: Eukaryota; Viridiplantae; Streptophyta; Magnoliopsida; Rosales; Rosaceae. The coding region runs from base 296 to 814 and encodes 172 amino acids.